AAAGGCGGCCCGCCACUCGCCCCGCUCGAGCCGGCGCCACCCCGAUUGCCGCCGCCGCCGCUGACGAGCGACCGCACGCUCGGCGCCCGCCAUGGACGCCUUGUCCCGCCCCGCUGUCGUCAUCGACAACGGCACCGGGUACACGAAGAUGGGGUUCGCGGGGAACGUGGAGCCCUGCUUCAUCACCCCCACCGUCGUCGCCGUCAAUGAUUCCUUCUCCUCCUCCGGCCAGCCCGCGGCGAGGGGCGCCCCCGCCAGGGGGAACUGGCUCGCUCAGCACAGCGCCGGCGUCAUGGCUGACCUCGACUUCUACAUCGGCGAGGAGGCGCUGGCCCGAUCCCGCGCCAGCACCUCGCACAGCUUGAGCUAUCCCAUCCGCAACGGCCAGGUGGAGAAUUGGGAUACUAUGGAGAGGUUCUGGCAACAGUGCAUCUUCAAUUACCUCCGGUGCGACCCAGAAGAUCAUUAUUUUCUUCUAACUGAGAGCCCUCUGACUGCCCCUGAGACCCGGGAGUAUACUGGGGAGAUCAUGUUCGAGACGUUCAAUGUGCCCGGCCUCUAUAUUGCUGUCCAACCUGUCCUUGCGCUCGCUGCUGGGUACACUACCACCAAGUGUGAAAUGACAGGUGUUGUAGUUGAUGUGGGUGAUGGGGCUACACACAUUGUUCCAGUUGCUGAUGGAUAUGUCAUUGGGAGCAGCAUCAGAUCUAUUCCAAUUACAGGCAAGGAUGUUACCCAGUUUGUUCAUCAACUUCUAAAGGAAAGAGGUGAGAACAUUCCACCAGAAGAAUCUUUUGAUGUAGCAAGGAGGAUUAAAGAAAUGUACUGCUAUACUUCUUCAGACAUUGUGAAGGAAUUUAAUAAACAUGACAGGGAGCCAUCAAAGUACGUUAAACACUGGACGGGCAUCAAACCAAAAACUGGUGCGAAAUACACAUGUGACAUUGGAUAUGAACGAUUCCUGGGGCCUGAGAUCUUCUUCAACCCAGAGAUAUAUAACAAUGACUUCACCACUCCUUUGCAAGUUGUUAUUGACAAGUGCAUCCAAUCAUCCCCAAUCGACACAAGGAGGGCUCUUUAUAAGAAUAUUGUCUUGUCUGGAGGCUCAACUAUGUUUAAAGAUUUCCAUAGGAGGUUACAGCGGGACCUAAAAAAGAUAGUGGACGCACGAGUCCGUGCAUCUAAUAGUCGGCUUAUUAGUGGAGAUACUAAGGCCCAGCCUAUAGAAGUGAACGUGGUCAGUCAUCCUAUUCAGAGAUAUGCGGUAUGGUUUGGCGGCUCUGUGCUUGCUUCAACUGCCGAAUUCUACGAGGCUUGUCACACAAAAGCAGAGUACGAAGAGUACGGUGCGAGCAUCUGCCGAUCGAACCCUGUGUUCAAAGGGAUGUACUGAAUCAGCCCAUCAUAUAAUCCCAUUCUCAAUGGUAUGUAUUAAACCGGGAGCGAUUCCCUGAGGUUGACUGUCGUGAAUGGCAUCCACUCCAGCGUAAAUGGGGAGAAGGAGAACUGACAGUGGAGACGGACUGUCCAGAGGGAUCCUGGAGAAGCAUAGCCGUACGAGCUGUACAAACGAAAAGUGCAAAUAGAUAGGUUCAUGUUUCAUCAUACAAUUUAGAUGCUGGUAGGCCUGACAGGAUGGGUUUGCCACCUCUGCUGAAUUGGGUGGCAUUGUAAUUUUUAGCGUCAACAUUGUUGCUUCUGGCGAUGCGGCAUUGCUCCAUGUAUACAUGUUGAUUCGGCAACAAUUUUUUUUCUCUC
Sorghum bicolor (sorghum) is the source of this 1758-nucleotide messenger RNA. Its product is annotated as actin-related protein 3. Lineage: Eukaryota; Viridiplantae; Streptophyta; Magnoliopsida; Poales; Poaceae. The transcript has 10 exons. Gene Ontology annotation, molecular function: actin filament binding. Gene Ontology annotation, cellular component: actin cortical patch; Arp2/3 protein complex. The record is from RefSeq and is a predicted model, not a curated record. Gene Ontology annotation, biological process: Arp2/3 complex-mediated actin nucleation. Bases 92 to 1393 code for a protein of 433 amino acids.